Molecule: messenger RNA, 543 nt
Organism: Notothenia coriiceps (black rockcod)
Lineage: Eukaryota; Metazoa; Chordata; Actinopteri; Perciformes; Nototheniidae
Product: mucin-5B-like
Exons: 2
Coding region: 51-416 (121 amino acids)
Source: RefSeq, a predicted model, not a curated record
UACAGUAUGACGUUUGAAAACAUAUUUCACUCUGUGGUCCUCUAAGGAAAAUGGUUAUAAUUGUGUGUCUGUUUCUAAAAGGUUUGGAGAGGGAGAAGGGCUGCAAGACUGUUUCCACAAAGACAUUUGUUAUGCACAAGGGCUGUCAGUCAUACAAUGAGGUAGAAAUACCAUAUUGUGAAGGAACGUGCAACACUUUCACCAAGUACUCUAAAGCAGCAGCAGCUAUGCAGCAUUCUUGCUCCUGCUGUAGGGAGACCCGCUCCAGCAAUCGCAGCAUUGACCUGCACUGCUUGAAUGGAGAUGUGGUUCCCUACACGUACAUCCAUGUGGAAGAGUGUGGCUGCGGACACACAGAUUGCACCUCAGCGGCUGCACUACCUGCUCGCAGGAGGCGAAGCUCCACACUGGUGUGAAAGAAACGUCAGUCGUCACAUUAAUGGAUAUACUGUAAAAGUCUCUUUUCCCAUACUGUCUUAACAAUCAUUGCAUUUCUUUCAAAGCAAUUGCCUUUGUAGAGAGAAUAUUUAUCAUUUAAUCUAA